This is a messenger RNA of Entamoeba histolytica HM-1:IMSS, 585 nucleotides long. RefSeq lists its product as uncharacterized. The transcript has a single exon. Lineage: Eukaryota; Evosea; Mastigamoebida; Endamoebidae. Bases 1 to 585 code for a protein of 194 amino acids. The record is from RefSeq and is a predicted model, not a curated record.
AUGGAAUGUGUGAAACGGUUCAACAAUUAUAUUUACCACACAUAUCCACAAGUGUAUUUUAAUACAUUAGACCAUUGUUAUUAUCAAUUUGUUGAAGUUAAAAAAGAAGAGUUUAAUAAAGAAAGAAUAGAAAUAAUAGAAAAAUGUAAUUCACCAUAUCUAAGAUGUUAUAUGAAUGAAAGUAAUAAAGAAAUCAUUUCAAUAAGAUUUUCAUUAAUUAAAGCAAAACAAAGUAUUAAAGAAUUUUGUGAAGAAACAAAAGUUAAUGGAGAAAUUAUAUGUAAAAUAUUUCUAGAAUUAAUUGAUGCAAUAGUGAUACUUCAUAAAAAUGGGAGUUUUCAUGGGAAUUUAAAUGAAGAAACAAUAUUUAUUGAUAAUAAAGAAUAUAACAUAUCAAUAGGAUCAAUAGGAUGUUUAAAUGGAGAAUAUAAAAAAGAGGAAAUGAUGAAAAAAGAUUAUGAAGAUAUUGGAAUUGUAAUGAUAAAAAUUAUAAGUAAAGAAUUUGAAAGAAAAAAAGGAGAAGAAAUAAUAAAAGAAAUAAAAGAAAAAAAGAAAGAAAGGAUAGAAAUGGGUUACAAAAAAUAG